AUGGAUGCCAGUAAGAAUGUCGGCUCUGAUGGGCUAAAGAAAAUCUGCAAUUACUGCAAGAAAAACGUCAGUACGGGCUUGUGUUGUGUUACCUGUGAAUCUAUGUAUCAUAGUAGCUGUGCAAAAAGAGUAAAUUCUUGUUGUGAAGUGAUUCUCAGCACGAAAUUCCAGGCACCAGAUUAUGACUCAGAUACACUCUCUGAAACAAGCUAUCUGAGGGAAGAAAACAAACUCCUAAGGCAGAUAAUCAUGGACAAGGACACAAUCAUCAGGAACAAAGACACACUCAUUGCACUUUUAUCUGAAAAAAUCAUACUCCUGGAAAAUAACCCAUCUUUAAAGUUCAUAGAAGCAUCAACUAAUCAACCUGAUCACAAAAAAACUGCCCAAAGUAACUCUAAUCUCCCUAAUGAUACAAAAAAAGACCAAAGUAAAAACAACCGAGCAUCUAUGAAAUCCAAUAACAACAAAAAACUAUCAAACAAUAUUUUAAGUCCAGGCAUACAGGGUGAUACAUCAGAUAAGAGUAAUUCGAACUUACAAUUACUGGAAGUCCAAACAAUGAAAAAAUUUGAUGAAAUCAUUAACCUGAUUAACGAUACUUACCCAAAUCCCCCUGGUACCUCUAUAGACAACUCCUGGAAUUCAGUAACUUAUAAAAAAAUAAAAAAAAGUAAUACAUCUUCACAACUACCUACUGCUAAAUCAUAUGGCACAGGACAUCCUAGUGAUCUACUCACAGUUGCUCCUGAACGGAACUGGAUAUGGAUUGGUGGACUAGACUAG
Leptinotarsa decemlineata (Colorado potato beetle) is the source of this 786-nucleotide messenger RNA. RefSeq lists its product as uncharacterized. Lineage: Eukaryota; Metazoa; Arthropoda; Insecta; Coleoptera; Chrysomelidae. The record is from RefSeq and is a predicted model, not a curated record.